This is a messenger RNA of Cladocopium goreaui, 1074 nucleotides long. The record is from the annotation of a GenBank genome assembly. Lineage: Eukaryota; Dinophyceae; Suessiales; Symbiodiniaceae.
AUGGUCCUCUAUGAUAUGGUCAUGAUCCCCAUGCAGGCCUAUGAUAUGCCCGAGAACGGCUUCUUAGAUUUUAUGGAAUGGACCACGCGCUUAUUCUGGACUUUCGAUAUCUUCUUCUCCUGCAUUACUGGAGUGGUGAUGACCGAUGGAUCAGUGGAGUACAACAUCAGGAUCAUUUUAAAGCGCUACGCCAAGACAUGGCUCACCAUGGACCUCAUCAUCGUCCUGUCUGACUGGUCCGAAGUGGUGUUCUCUUCAGGAGGGGUGGCCAUGUUGAGCUUCGCUCGCACCACACGCAUUGUGCGCAUCGUGCGCUUGUUGCGACUGGUGCGGAUGCAAGAGAUCAUGGCCAAUGUCACGGAGAGAAUCCAAUCCGAAACCUUGGGACCCUUGGUGCAGGUCUGUAAGGUGCUCAUCGUUUUGCUGACCAUCAGUCACUUCACGGGCUGUCUCUGGUUCGCCGUGGGCGCGCGCAACACGUCGGAGAGCACCUGGGUCAAGGUCCUCAGCUACGACACGCAGGGCGUCGAUGCCCAGUACCUGGCUUCGUUGCACUGGGCCCUGUCGCAGUGCCGCGGCAUGGACGAGAUCUCCCCCGCCUCUGCACUGGAGCGACUCUUCGCCGUGGCCGUGGGCGGUUUGAUCUUCGUGGUGGCGCUUGUCAUGGUGGGCGUCUUCACCUCGGGGCUGACGCAGCAGUACAUCAUCGGUGGCAGCGGCGCGCGACAGCUGGCCACGUUGAAGCGAUAUCUCAAGCAGAACAACGUCUCCAAGGCGACCACGAAGCGUGUGUGCCGCAACGCCAAGCAUGCAAUCUCAGGGGAUUUGACACCCGAAUCGGUGGAGCUCUUGCACGUGAUCUCGGAACCUCUGAAGGUGGAGCUUGCCUAUGACAUGUACUCGCAGGUUCUGAUGUGGCAUCCCUUCUUUUUGGAGCUCCUGCAAGAAAACUCACCCCUGAUGCGUCCCAUUUGCCACCGAGCGAUGUCUAUGUUAUUGCUCUCCAGCACGGACAUCAUUUUCAACUUGGGCGAGGAGGGCACCAUUGGUACAAGGGAAAUGGGAAGAACCUGA